UGAUUGGAUAAAGGGAAAAGGGUCACGAAUCAAGCUCAUGACAUGCUCAUUGGAGAGUCACGACACGAGCAUGAAUCCACUCCAGCUGCGCGUAUAAAUUGCAAGAGCUACUUGCAGAAGGCCAUCCAUUCUCUGCAAAGAAGAAGAGAAAGAGAGAGAGAGAGAGAGGAGAGGGAGAGAGGGGACUGUGAAUGGGGGAGGAAGUGAAGAUGGCGGAGACUGCAACGGCAGCACCAGAGAAGCCAGCCCACUUUGUGUUGGUGCAUGGGAUUGGAGGGGGAGCAUGGUGCUGGUACAAGAUAAGGUCCCUCAUGGAGAGCUCCGGCUACACCGUCUCUUGCCUCGACCUCGCGAGCGGCGGCGUCGACCCCACCGACCCCAACACCGUCCUCGCCUUCGACGAUUACAACAAGCCGUUGCUGGACUUCCUGUCCAACUUACCGGACAAUGAACAGGUGAUCUUGGUGGGUCACAGUGCAGGAGGGCUGAGUGUAACUCAGGCUUCAGGCAAGUUUCCCGGAAAAAUCAAGGUUGCAGUUUAUGUGGCCGCCUCAAUGCUCAAGUAUGGUUUCCACACAGAACAAGACGUUAAAGAUGGAGCGCCAGAUCUAUCAGGAUAUGGGGACGUCAACCAUUUGAUAUUUGGGCUCGGACCUGAUAAACCCCCAACAAGUGUAAUUAUUAAGCAGGAGUUUCAGCGCAGUAUCAUUUAUCAGAUGAGCCCUAUCGAGGACUCGACGCUGGCUGCGAUGCUAUUGAAGCCGGGGCCGGCUACGGCGCUGAUGACGGCGAAAUUCCCCGAGGAGGGCGCGGAGAGAGUGAGGCGAGUGUACAUAAAGACGGCACAGGAUCGCGUGGUGAAGCCGGAGCAGCAGGACGCGAUGAUCGCGAGGUGGCCGCCCAGCGAAGUGUUCACGUUGGAUAGCGAUCACAGCCCUUUCUUCUCCGCCCCGUUCUUGCUCUUCGGAUUGCUCGUCAAGGUGGCUGCUUCUUGUGGAUGAAUGAAUGAAUGAACAAUCUUUGGUUUCUUGAUUCUAGCAGGACCAAGUCUGCGUCCUCGUUAUCUCAAAGCCAUUUGUUCUGGAAUUACUACUGCUCUUGAAUAACACUAAGUACAUGUAAUAAUGAAAGAUCUCUAAACCAUUUUCCAUGAUAAGAUUAGAAGAAAUAAAUAUUUAUAUUUUUUUGGU
Molecule: messenger RNA, 1190 nt
Organism: Syzygium oleosum
Lineage: Eukaryota; Viridiplantae; Streptophyta; Magnoliopsida; Myrtales; Myrtaceae
Product: methylesterase 17
Exons: 4
Coding region: 192-1001 (269 amino acids)
Biological process (GO): salicylic acid metabolic process; jasmonic acid metabolic process
Molecular function (GO): methyl indole-3-acetate esterase activity; methyl salicylate esterase activity; methyl jasmonate esterase activity
Source: RefSeq, a predicted model, not a curated record